Molecule: messenger RNA, 1145 nt
Organism: Thamnophis sirtalis
Lineage: Eukaryota; Metazoa; Chordata; Lepidosauria; Squamata; Natricidae
Source: RefSeq, a predicted model, not a curated record
GAAGAUGCCUGAUUUUCUUUGAGGACUUCCAAGAAGCCAAGAUGGAUAAAAUCCUGGAAGCGAUCCUGGCUUCUUCCUACCCCGAUCACAUGAAGCAAGGCCUGGUGAGGCGCAUCAUCGAGGCUCUGAAGAGGACCAUGGACACCGAACAGUGUUGGUCAAUGCUGGAGCUUUCCACCAAGCUCUUCCUCUUGGGCGACACCAAAUUCAAGAGGUCCGUUGGCAAGGAGAUCCUGGAAGUCUGUGGGCUUUACCACCAAGAGGCCUUCGAGGAAUUCUUCAAUGCCCAGUUCCUCUUAAGUCUUCUCCAGGAAGGCUAUGGACCUCUGGGGAAGAGGAGUCUCUACGUGUUCGACUACAUACACCUUGGACUGCCCUUCGUGAUGGACGGCCCGUCGGCCAACGACGUCUUCAGCCUACUGAGGACCGAAGUCCUGCGGAAGAUCUGCGAGCGGCCGGGCCUGAAGCAAUGUGUGAAGAUCAGCAAGCUCUUAAUCCAGUACCCUCUCUGCGUCCCCACCGGCAAACGCCAGGUCCUCUUCUGCCAACAGCUUGUCCAAUGCAUCGGGCAGUUCCACACCACCUCGGGCAGGGAAGAGGCCAUCAUGGAGUUCUUGGACCAGGUGAUCCAAGUCAGCCUUUUGCUGCAGAAGAUCUGGAAGACUCAGGUGGCCUCCAUCCUUCCCUCCCUGAAGGAGCUCUUUGCCAUCAUUUCAACCAUCGACGAUCACGAUCCCUCUAUUGCCUUAGCCAGUGUGGUCCAGUAUGUUCCUCUAGAGUUGAUGGAUGGCAUCCUAAGAAACCUUACCAAUGAUGACAGCAUCACCGACCUUCAGAUGUUGACUGCGAUUGGAAGGAUGAUCGAAUGGGUCUCGUGGCCCCUGGGGAACAGCUUGGACAAAUGGAUCAUAGCCUUGCUGAAGAAUCUGGCGGCGGUGAAGAAAUUCAGCAUCUUGAUGGAAGUCACGCUUUCCAAAAUUGAACGGCUCCUGCCUCAUAUUCCCAGAGUGAUCGCUGCCCUCCAGAAGGAAAACUCCAAUUCGGCGUCACACUGUUUGAAUCAGCUGGCCGAACUCAUCUACUGCAUGUUCUUCUGUUUCUCCGGAUUCCCCGAUCUCUACGAGCCUCUGGUGGAAGCGAUAAAA